Messenger RNA from Salvia miltiorrhiza (redroot sage), 660 nucleotides. RefSeq lists its product as uncharacterized. The transcript has a single exon. Bases 1 to 660 code for a protein of 219 amino acids. Lineage: Eukaryota; Viridiplantae; Streptophyta; Magnoliopsida; Lamiales; Lamiaceae. The record is from RefSeq and is a predicted model, not a curated record.
AUGAAUCUUUGUGCAUGUACCAAAGACGGAUGGACAUGGAGAGGCGAAUCCGGGAAAGGUUUUACAGCUAAGUCCGUGUAUGAAGUUCUUAAAGAGCGAGCAAAGGAGACAACAGAGGUGGUGGAGGAAACAGAUAUUAGCGCCAAGGUGUGGAAGAUACCAAUCCCAAACAAAGUCAAGCUUACGGUGUGGAGAAUAUUGAAGAACAGAAUUCCGACGUGCGAUAAUCUCUUGAGAAGAAACGUAAUGUUGAGUGAAGUCGAAGUGGGAUGCAACGCCUGCUUUUAUCGUCAAGAAUCCAUGAAGCACGUGCUGCUCCAUUGCCCAAAGACCUCAAAGAUCUGGGAAGCAAUUUAUCAAUGGCUUGGAGUUUGUGUGGUGCAGCCACAUGAUGUUCCUUCGCAUUUUCGGUUCUUUACAGGUUUGAGCAGCAGGAAGAGUAACAGGAAGUUUUUAAUGGCUCUUUGGUGUUGUACAACCUGGCUUAUUUGGAAAAUGCGUAAUGAGAGCAGGUUUGACAACAAAAGGUGGGAGAUUGCUAGUUUGUUAGGAGAGAUUAAAGCUAGAGUGUGGAGUUGGGGUAAAAUUUUUGGUUUUGUCAAUGAUGGGGUUGGGAUGCAUAGAUGGAUGUCGAGUGAUGAAUCCCCGCUGACUCUGUAA